GGUCGCGAAGCGUUUGUGGACGGCGUUCGAAUUUGGAAGAAUCCCUACUACCCUUUGGUCGUCAGAAAAAUGUCGUACCUUCCUGACCUUUUCAAGUACAUCGAUGAGCAUCAGGAGUUGUACAUCAAACGUCUUGCAGAAUGGGUGGCCAUUCAGAGUGUAUCCACAACACCAGAGAAGAGGGCUGAAACCACAGCGAUGGUAAAGUUUGUUGCCAAAGAGGUAGAGCGACUGGGUGGAACAGUGGAACUUGCCGAUAUUGGGCAACAGACGCUCCCUGAUGGAAGUCAGAUUCCUCUUCCACCAAUCCUAUUGGCCACACUGGGCAAUGAUCCAAAAAAGAAGACUGUGUGCAUUUAUGGACACUUGGAUGUUCAACCUGCCAAAAUUGAGGAUGGCUGGAACACUGACCCCUUUACCUUGGUGGAAAAAGAUGGGAAGCUGUAUGGGAGGGGCUCCACUGAUGACAAAGGUCCUGUGUUGGCGUGGCUGAACUGCAUUGAAGCUUUUCAGAAAAUAAAGCAGGAACUGCCGAUCAAUCUCGUGUUCUGCUUGGAAGGUAUGGAGGAAUCUGGCUCAGAAGGUCUUGAUGAAUUGGUGUUUGCUCGUAAAGACACCUUCUUCAAGGGUGUGGAUUUUAUUUGCAUUUCUGAUAACUACUGGCUUGGGAAAAGCAAACCAUGCAUAACGUAUGGCCUCCGUGGUAUCUGCUAUUUCUAUGUGGAGGUGACUGGUUCUGAUAAGGAUCUUCACUCUGGUGUCUUUGGUGGUACAAUACAUGAAGCUAUGACAGACCUGAUCACUUUAAUGGGCAAGUUGGUGGACAAAAAUGGAAAGAUCCUCGUUCCUGGGAUCUAUGACUCCGUGGCACCGCUCGAAGAUGAGGAGAAGCACCUGUAUCAAAAAAUAGACUUUGACGUGGAUGAAUACUGCAAGGAUGUGGGAGCCUGUCAGCUGUUGCACAGCACUAAGGAGGAAAUUCUGAUGCAUCGCUGGAGGUAUCCAUCCCUAUCUCUGCAUGGAAUUGAAGGAGCUUUCGAUGGGCCAGGAUCCAAAACUGUCAUUCCUAGGAAAGUGAUUGGGAAGUUUUCUAUUCGUUUGGUACCAAACAUGGAUCCAAAGGUGGUUGAGAAACAGGUUGUGGAUUACUUGACUAAAGCAUUUGCUGAACAUGGCAGCCCCAACAAGCUGAAGGUGGAAAUGGGUCAUGGGGCAAAGGCCUGGCUCUCAGACUAUAACCACCCCCACUAUAGAGCUGGCAGAAAUGCCACCAAAACAGUGUUUGGAGUUGACCCGGACAUGACGAGAGAAGGCGGAAGCAUCCCCGUAACUUUGACUUUCCAGGAAGCUACAGGAAAAAAUGUUAUGCUGCUGCCGAUGGGAGCUGCAGAUGAUGGCGCUCAUUCACAAAAUGAGAAAAUCAACCGGACCAACUACAUUCAAGGAAUCAAGCUUGUUUGUGCUUACUUCCAUGAAGUUUCUUGUUUGGAUUGACAGCUGCCUUGGAAUGGAUGUUUGGAUUACUGAAGCCAUCUGCAAAGCAUAGGAUUCCUUCUGAUUUGUAUACUGUACAGAGGCAACUAUUAGAAACAGUUAUAUCACAUUGUAAUGGUGUUUUCAAUUAACCUGUAAAGUUGAGAGAAAAAUGAUUUUUUUAAUUAAUCUUUGAGAAAACAAAGUUUCCACGCCCAUAUUUCAUGCAAAUGUUCAUUAGUCCAAGAACAGUCUUCUUGGACUAAUGAACAAUAUGCUUGUAGUAGACAGCCAGGAUUAUUUUCUGUGAUUUCAUUUUUUUUUCAGGUAAUAUUUGCCCCAGUUCUAGGGCAGUGGCAUCAUAAAGUACUAUUUGUCCUCAAUUUUAAGUUUUGAAAAUUGUCAAAGCCUUAACAUUUCUGGAGUGAAAACAAACUUUGAAAUCAUAGGCUCUUGAGUUGCUCACCUCCUCUCCUUCCCCCACAUAUCAAAUUUGAAAAUUUGUGUAAAAUGCUGAUCCAUUAGAAUUAAAAUGCUCAACUGUGUUUUGCCCCCACUCUUUAGGUCUCUCCAGCCUAAUGUUUCUUAAAUCUGAAGCUGGAACUGUAAGAGCAUUUUGUAUAAGUUUGGAAAUGGGUGAACUCCGUGUUGUAGACCAGGCUGCAGACUUGUGACCUGGUGAAAAGGAAGAAAGGCUCUUUUGGUAAUUGGUGAGAUUAAGAUAGACGGGUACCAGAUUUAAUCCUUAAGUAAAUUUAUCUGAUUUAUCUGAACUCAACCAGAGCAAUGGUAGGAUUGGGGCAAUGGUCACAUUGAUUACAAAAAUAUUCUUGUAGGAAUGUAUAUUGAGGACUAGCUGGAGGAAUCAGGUUUAUUUUUACAGUGGUUAGGAAAGUACCAUCUGGUUGGUGACAUUUAUUUGAGGGCUAAAAACAGGCAUGAAUCUUAUUCAUGAUCACAAUCCAAUGACCCCAAACUUUAAAGUGGCUGUGUAUUCAGCGCUUUGGGAUGUCCUCCCGACAUGAAAAGCGCUCUAUAAAUGUAAUUUUGUUGUUGUUGUUGUGUGGAUAUCAAACAAGGAGCAGAUUGGUUUGUUCUCUGAUGUUCCCUGCAGCUGACUCUUAACACUCUUCCCAAAUUCUUACGCAAAGAUCAGCCACAUACUUACUGGGGUUACGAGGAUAACUGACGGUUAUCUAAUCCAAGGUAAUGCUUGAGGGAGGGAGAAAGCCAGGAAGAACCUUUCCUGAGAAAUUUAAGAUGAAUUAGACAGAAUCCUCUCAGAUUUAAAACUGAGAAGCAUUUAAAAAAGAAAUCAGAAACCUGAGUUAAAUUCUUCAUUCUACCCCAGGAGUCUUUGAGGUCAGUUGUCUGGGGCAGCAAAUCUCUAUAUUAAUUAGUUAUUCUCUUCACGAGUGUCUGGAGGGACCCUGCUAGUGUGAAUGUCUCCUUCAUUUGCCUUCACAAUCUAUCGCUGGUAAUAAAUAAUAACUUGUGAACCACCGAGUUGUUUUUCAAUGAUGGACAAAUGUUAUAAAAAUGCAAGUUUACUUUAGCACCCUUAGUUUUCCCCCAACUAACACUUGUGAUCCAUUUGGAGGUUGUGUGGGUUUUAAACAGUGUAUUUUGUACAAUUGAUCAUGUUAAUCCUAGAUACUUGAUGUACCUACCCCAUAGCUUUUCUGUUGGAUGAUGCACUAUAGCUCUAUUCAGAGUUGCGUAACCAAAGCCUCAAUUAAACCAAAAGAUUCCACAUUCGCCCGUUUCCUUGUGCCUAGAUUGCUUAUUUUAUGUAAGACUUCUACAAAAUUCAUAAACAAGAAAACAUCAAGCCUACUGCCAAAAACAAAAAAUUAUUUUUGCAUUACUGUAUUGCUCUGAUCUAGAUUGUGUAUGGCGUACAGGCAAAUAGCCAGAAUCGAGAAAUGUUGCUGAACGAAUUUCAAAUGAAGGAGUCUGGAGGUUGAGAUUCAGAUUUAUUCUGAUUUUCAAUGGAUGUUAUUCAAUUUAAGUCAAAUAAUAGCAGAACGGAUGACAAAAAUUUCCCAUCAAAUAAAUUUCUGGGCUGAUCAAGUGCUUCCUUUAAACUAGCUUGUGAGCUCUUCAUUUGCAUCUGCUCUGUGAUAUACCUAAUGUCAGGUGGACAGUAGGUGCCAAAAGUAGAAAUGUGUUAAAAAGUUCCCAAUGCCCCUGCACUUGGCUGCCCUGAAGCAUUUCCCUUCCUCAGAGGAACUUUUGUGCCUCAUUAAGUGUCUGAUCGCCUCUCCAUAAUCGUCCACCGAGAGGACGGUAAAAGGAACUGUACCACAGGUUAUCAACAGCAAACAGAUAGACCAGUUUCCAUGGCACUCAGGAUUCUUCAGUACUUGGAUAUAAUCAGGCAGCCAAGUCUGGAGCACUCAGCAACACUUUGAGUGGUGAACGUUCAGUCUUGGAUGUCUUCUGAUUAGAUCCAGCACUGAAAAGAUGUCAAUUGUGCAUUUUUUUAAAAAACCAUACAAGACUCUUCAGAUCAUGUAUAUGCAAUUGUUGAGAAUGGUUAGGCUUGUUUAAAUUGCCCUGAGUAUAUAAAGCUGGAAACUCGUUUCUAAAUGGUGUAUUAAGAAUCUGUCAGGCAUUUGCUGAUUAAAAUUAACUUGGUUAAUAAAGGUUUUAUUAAUGCUAA
Molecule: messenger RNA, 4138 nt
Organism: Callorhinchus milii (elephant shark)
Lineage: Eukaryota; Metazoa; Chordata; Chondrichthyes; Chimaeriformes; Callorhinchidae
Gene: cndp2
Product: carnosine dipeptidase 2
Exons: 12
Coding region: 70-1494 (474 amino acids)
Biological process (GO): proteolysis
Cellular component (GO): cytosol
Molecular function (GO): metallodipeptidase activity
Source: RefSeq, a predicted model, not a curated record